AUGAAGGUUCUUCCUCUCUUCCCACUUUUCUCUGCAACGCUAUGUCUUGCAACGGCCAUUCCCUCCCAGCCAGCUGUCUGUGGCCCCGACGAGGCGGUCAUAUUCUUGAGCAAUGGCACCACAACAACCGUCAAGAAGGCUGAGUUGGCCUCGCACCUGCAAGGCCUGACCUUCCUUUCCCCGGAGGCAACCGAUAGCGCCUUUCCACGGCUGAUCAAAUCCAAGGCAUCCCCAUCCGACAUCACGAAGCGCGGAUCAGGCACGGAGCUCAUCAUCCCGCUCCCUGAUCUCGACUUCCUCGGAUGGGAUGUGGCCAUGUCGACCAUCGUGCACGCCAACCAGGCCGCCGCCACGGUGGCCAUCCAGGCUGGUCAGUCGAUCGCCAAUAGCAUCACCACAGGCACGUCGGCCGACUUCACUCUCGUCAAGGACUUCCUGUCUGCGUCCACCAGCAUCAGCUACCAGGAGACAACAACCAGCACGGUGACUGGCACGGUCACCAUGACCAUCCCAGCCAACAAGUGGGGAGCGAUCGUGAGCAACCCUUUGACCCAUCGAAAAAGAGGCUAUGUCUUCACUGGCCAGCCGGGGAGCGGGCAAUUCGAGUAUUACCAGGCCGAUUCCUUCAACGACGCGAGCUUCAACCUUGAGGGAGGGACGCUGUCUUGGGUUAAGGGAGUGGUGACGACUUGCCUGGGUGAGACUUAUCCGUUGGCGCGAUGCGUGGGUGAUGGUAGUCUGGAGUGA
Messenger RNA from Aspergillus fijiensis CBS 313.89, 747 nucleotides. RefSeq lists its product as uncharacterized. The transcript has a single exon. The record is from RefSeq and is a predicted model, not a curated record. Bases 1 to 747 code for a protein of 248 amino acids. NCBI's taxonomy places the organism in Eukaryota, Fungi, Ascomycota, Eurotiomycetes, Eurotiales, Aspergillaceae.